UUUGAAUUUGAAGCGAGUAGACCUUGAUCAACAGCAGGAAGCAACCGAGGAGCGCUAAUAAACUUCGGUCUGUGGAGCUGCUUGUCAGUAUGUCCUUUCCGAAGGCGCCCCUGAAACGAUUCAAUGACCCUUCCGGUUGUGCCCCAUCUCCAGGUGCUUAUGAUGUUAAAACUUCAGAUGUAUUGAGAGGACCAGUAUCCUUUCAGAAAUCACAAAGAUUUAAAAAACAGAAAGAAUCACAACAGAAUCUUAAUGUUGACAAAGAUACUACCUUGCCUGCCUUAGCAAGAAAAUUUAAGACUUCGGGAUUAAAGAAGGCAUCUCAAAAGAAUGAUAAAGAUUUAAAGACACUGGAAAAAGAGAUUCGUGUUCUUGUGCAGGAUCGUGGUGCUCAGAUCAAGCAGAUCCAGGAACAGGAAGCUGAGUUGGAGAAGAUGGAAGCAAAGCUAAAUGCUGCAGUCAGGGAAAAAACAUCUCUCUCUGCAACUAAUGCUUCACUGGAAAAACAGCUUAUUGAAUUAACCAGAACCAAUGAGCUGCUAAAAUCUAAGUUUUAUGAAGAUAGUAACCAUAAGAAUAUGAGAAUUCUAAGCCUGGAAUUGAUGAAACUUAGAAACAAAAGAGAAACAAAGAUGAGGAGUAUGAUGGCUAAAGAAGACAGCAUGGAGGCAAAGCUCCAGGUCACCCAGAAGAAUCUUGAAGAGUCUCAGGGGAAAAUAGCACAACUUGAGGGGAAACUUUUUUGCCUAGAGAAAGAAAAAAUUGGUGAAAAAUCUGAAACAGAAAAGCUCCUAGAAUACAUCGAAGAAAUUAGUUGUGCAUCAGAUCAAGUGGAAAAAUACAAACUGGAUAUUUCUCAAUUGGAAGAAAAUAUGAAAGAGAAGAAUCAUGAAGUUUUAAGCCUUCAGCAAGCUCUUGAGGAAAAUAUUGCUUUAUUUUCUAAACAAGUGGAGGAUCUGAAUGCUAAAUGUCAGCUGCUUGAAAAGGAAAAUGAAGACCUUGUCAACAAGGAUAGGGAAAAGGAUGACAGUCUAAAUUCUGAAAUGCAAAACUUAAAGGAGAAGAUUAUUCUUGAAAAACAAGAACGUGAAAAACUACAACAAAAAGAGUUGCAAAUUGAUUCACUUCUGCAACAAGAGAAGGAACUGUCUGCCAGUCUUCAGCAGAAGCUAUGUUCUUUUCAAGAGGAAAUGAUUAAAGAGAAGAAUCUCUUUGAGGAAGAAUUAAAGCAAGCACUGGAUGAGCUAGAUAAAUUACAGCAGAAGGAAGAACAAGUUGAAAGGCUGGUCAAACAGUUAGAAGAGGAAACAAAAUCUCAAGCUGAAGAACUAAAACUCCUGAAAGAAAAGCUGAAAGGGAAAGAGGCUGAACUGGAGAAGAGUAAUGCUGCCCACUCUCAGGCCUUCCUGCGUUUGCAGGAAAAGUAUAAUAGUACAGCGCAAAACCUUGGAGAUGUUACUGCUCGGUUUGAAAGCUAUAAAGCAAUAACAGCUAAUGAGAUAGAAGAUCUUAAGCUGGAGAACUCAUCACUUCAGGAAAAAGUAGCCAACGCUGAGAAAAGUGCAGAGGAUGUUCAGCAUCAGAUAUUGGCAACUGAGAGUGCAAAUCAAGAAUAUGCAAAGAUGCUUCUAGAUCUGCAGUCCAAAUCAGCACUUAAAGAGGCAGAAAUUAAAGAAGUCACAGUUUCUUCUCUUAAAAAAGUAACUGAUUUGCAGAAUCAACUCAGGCAACAAGAGGAAGACUUUAAGAAGCAGCUGGAAGAGGAAGAGGCAAGAAAAUCUGGAAAAGAAAACACAAUGGCAGAAUUAACUGAGGAAAUGAAUAAGUGGCGUCUCCUUUAUGAAGAACUAUAUAAUAAAACAAAACCUUUUCAGCUACAACUGGAUGCAUUUGAAGCAGAGAAACAGGCUUUGUUGAAUGAACAUGGUGCAGCUCAGGAGCAGCUAAAUAAACUAGGAGAUUCAUAUGCUAAAUUAUUGGGUCAUCAAAAUCUAAAGCAAAAAAUCAAGCACGUUGUAAAACUGAAAGAUGAAAAUAGCAAACUCAAGUCGGAGGUGUCAAAACUGCGUUCUCAGCUUGCUAAAAAAAAGCAAAGUGAGACAAAACUUCAAGAGGAAUUGAAUAAAGUUCUGGGUAUCAAACACUUUGAUCCUUCAAAGGCUUUUCUUCAUGAAAGUAAAGAAAAUUUUACUCUCAAAACCCCACUGAAAGAAGGGAAUACAAACUGCUGUUGAGCUCCUAUGGAGUUUCAAGAAUCAUGCAAGUAUACAUCUGAAAAAAAAUGUGCUGAAGAUGAUUUUAUUCUUAUUUUUAUUGUUGUCCUUGCUAUCAUUAUUAUUACUAUGUGUGUAAUGAAUAUUUUUUAAUAUUGUAUUUAAUGUUAACUUCUUAUCCUUAAAUAUGUGAAAGGAAAUUCAACAUUUCUUACUAGUCUGUCUAUUGAGAUUCUAUUUCCUACCGUUGGGACCUCCUCCCUGAUGCUCACCUUAUCACUUCAUUCUAUACUGUCUAACUGGCUUUCCAACUUUGCAAUUCAUCCCAUCAAAUAAACAUUCCUUUAAAAGUCACUCACAUAAAUGUCAUUCCCCUAUUCUGAAACCUAGCAUGGUUUUAAGAUUAUAAUCCCUAAGGUUUUUAGUUUGAUACUGGAGGCCUUUUCCAAUCUAAACCUUCUAAACUAGGCUAAAACAACUUGGUUUAUUUUUGCUUUACUUUGCUUCUCCUAGUAACGUUCAUUCUAUCCUAUUCAUCAUCCAUUUAUCCUGUUCAAAUAAGAAAGAAGGGCAUGCUUAACUCCAUAGUAAUCUCUUUAUCUCUUAAAAGUCAUUUAGUUGGUCAAUAAUUUACAGAUAACUAGAUUCCAUCCCCAUCCCACUAAAUUAAAAUCUGGGGCUUAGCCUGAAAUUCUGGCAUUUUAACAAACUCUGCAGUUAAUUCUUAGAUCUAUGCUGAAAAUCUGAGAAACUAUGCUCAUAACCUCUGUAAAGAAUUUGUCUUAUAGUGCUUGGCAUCUGCCU
Molecule: messenger RNA, 3017 nt
Organism: Manis javanica (Malayan pangolin)
Lineage: Eukaryota; Metazoa; Chordata; Mammalia; Pholidota; Manidae
Source: RefSeq, a predicted model, not a curated record